Molecule: messenger RNA, 2511 nt
Organism: Talaromyces rugulosus
Lineage: Eukaryota; Fungi; Ascomycota; Eurotiomycetes; Eurotiales; Trichocomaceae
Exons: 1
Coding region: 1-2511 (836 amino acids)
Biological process (GO): transmembrane transport
Molecular function (GO): transmembrane transporter activity
Source: RefSeq, a predicted model, not a curated record
AUGUCUGCUGAGGAGCACCAUGAGUUCCCCGGGAACCGCCAGUCCGUGGCUUCUGUCCACAGCGAUGAGACUCUACGCGGCGAGGAGCAAGAUGCGCCCACCCAAGACAGGCCCCGCGAGCCCCGUGUUCGCUUUCGGUCGUUAUCUAGCGACCAGAACGGAGACGACGCGCGCACUUUGGUUGCUGAACGCCUAGAACAUACUGAUCACCCCCGUGCCCCGUUUCAUCGGCCGCCUACGCCAACACAAGACGACUCGCAGCGAAAGUCCGAGGAUGUCACCAGUGCCAACCGAGCCCAGCCCGAUGGUGAUCAGGAUCGACCGCAGAAGCAAAGAAAUGUCGACGGCGCCGCUGACAAAUACAGGGAGGAAGAGGUCGAAGAAGAAAACCAGCUGGAAAAAGAGAAAGAGAAACAGAAGAAACUGUUCAACUUCGACAAGGCGAAGAAACUCUGGAAUGUCGAAAAAGCGCGAGAGAUUGCCCGCAAGCUAGGCCGGCCUCCCAUGGAUGGCGACGGGCUGACCUCAUCAGUCCCCGACACAACCUGGGCUGGAGAUGGAGGUAUCGCUUUGUCGAAUAUGACGGAUGAUCACCGAAAGACAGAUGAACAGCGUGCGCGAGAUCAAGCUCAUGCGACCUCAGAAGCACAUCGACUCGUGCGUGAAUUGACACAGCACCAUAAGGGUCCAAGGUCUCGUCCUCGUCCAAGACAGCCAGCAGAGGCGGGUGCUCCGUCCCUUGCAACAGAAGAAGAAGCACAAGAAAAGGCUCGCACAAGUGGCGGGGGAAUCUUGGGUAACCUACUCAAACUUCACCAAGCACAACAGGGGCAUGACAGCCGAUCCAAUAUUACCGGCACGGAUGUAGAUUCAGAAGGAGCGCAGACUUCAGGCCGAUCGACCCCGUCCUCUGGAGCUGCUACGCCACGCAAGGAAAAGCUCAAAUGGUACAAGAAGGAUCAGAAUAAGUCAACAAGCUCACUAGUCGGUGCUGCCUCGAACAUGAGUGCUACAGGGGCUCCGAAUCACUCGAACCAGAUGUUGUCAGCGGCGGCAAGAAAGCGAAAGCAGAGUGGCAAGCCUCGGCUGGAAGACGAGAUUCGAGUGACUGUACAUAUUGCUGAAAUAAUUUCGCGCCAACGCUAUCUGAUGCAGCUUUGCCGCGCUCUUAUGAAGUUCGGCGCUCCAACCCACCGGCUCGAAGAGUAUAUGCAGAUGACGGCCCGCGUCCUUGAGGUGGAUGCGCAGUUCCUGUAUUUGCCAGGCUGUAUGAUUAUGUCUUUUGACGAUUCUUCAACACGAACGGCCGAGUUUAAACUGAUCCGCGUGUCACAAGGUGUUGAUCUUGGUCGACUGGCUGACACCCAUAGUGUUUAUAAGAAUGUCGUACAUGACUUGAUUGGGGUGGAGGAAGCGUCUAAGCAACUGGAAGACAUCAUGAACCGCAAACCCAAGUUUCCCACAUGGUUCUUGGUUAUUAUGUACGGCUUAGCCAGCGCCACCGUUGGGCCCUUUGCUUUCAACGCCCGCCCUAUUGACAUGCCGAUCUCGUUUAUCCUCGGCACCAUGCUAGGGUUCAUGCAGCUGGUGAUGGCGCCUCGGUCUACAUUAUACUCCAACGUGUUUGAAGUAUUUGCUUCUGUACUUACGUCAUUUCUCGCUCGUGCUUUUGGGAGCAUCCGAUGGGGUAUCGUGGAUGGAAAACAAGAGUACCUAUUUUGUUUUUCAGCAAUUUCCCAGGCGGCUAUUGCCCUCAUUCUGCCAGGGUUCUUGGUGUUAUCGAGUAGUUUGGAAUUGCAGUCGCAUCAACUGAUUGCGGGCUCUAUCAGAAUGGUUUAUGCUAUCAUUUACUCUCUUUUCUUGGGUUACGGAAUCACGGUAGGCGUCACAAUUUACGGGUUGAUGGAUGGGAAUGCAAAUUCCAAUACAUCUUGCCCUCCAUCGCCAAUCACAAAUCCGUAUCUACAGAGAUUUCCCUUUGUGAUCGCAAUGUCGAUAUGGUUAGUUAUUCUUAAUCAAGGAAAAUUCAAGCAAGCCCCGGUCAUGAUGAUCAUUGCCUUUGUUGGUUAUGCGGUCAACUACCUGGCCACCAAGCGGAUUGGUAGUACUUCAGAGGUUGCCAAUACAUUAGGAGCUUUUACUAUCGGUGUAUUGGGAAAUCUGUAUAGCAGACUUUGGCACGGUCAUGCCGCAACAGCAAUUCUUCCCGGGAUUUUCGUCUUGGUGCCAUCAGGUCUUGCUGCGACUGGAUCUUUAAUCUCUGGUGUGGCUUCUGCAGACCAGAUCCGGGGAAAUGUCACUGGACACAAGAACGAGUCGUCAGGUGGAAGCUCUGCAGGCGGGGGUGGAGGAGGAGGAGGAGGAGGAGGAGGAGGUAUGGGAAAUACUUCGGUGUUCAAUCUCGGAUUUGGUAUGAUACAAGUUGCCAUUGGCAUUACUGUGGGCCUGUUCAUGGCGGCUUUGCUGGUUUAUCCAUACGGAAAAAGGCGCAGUGGAUUGUUUAGCUUCUGA